This is a messenger RNA of Amblyraja radiata (thorny skate), 4440 nucleotides long. Its product is annotated as phostensin. Gene Ontology annotation, molecular function: phosphatase binding. Bases 1325 to 4156 code for a protein of 943 amino acids. NCBI's taxonomy places the organism in Eukaryota, Metazoa, Chordata, Chondrichthyes, Rajiformes, Rajidae. The record is from RefSeq and is a predicted model, not a curated record. The transcript has 3 exons.
UAUAACAGUGGGCGGCGGCUCAGUUACUGACUGGAGCCGGGGAGUGUGGAGGUUCGGGGGAGCGAGUGACAAAGAGGGAGGAAGCAUUGAGCACCCGGACUGCCCCAGCCCCAGCAAACCGGGCUAAACCCGGGCCACUCUCCCGAGGGUGUGGGGGGCUUCCCUCUGAGCCCCCUCCCUCCCUCCCUCCUCACACAGCCGGGAGACGUGAGCCGAGCCCAGCCAGCCAGCCCCUAUUGUCUGGCGAGCAGAGCCGACCGGGCGGGACCAGAGGAGGCGAGGCAGCCUGUCCCGGGGCUGGCGAAGGGACAGAGAGGCAGAUCCGAGCCGGGAACGCCUGAGACAGGAGAGUCCAUUCAUCCCGGGAGCCUCAGAGCGAUUUAUCCCGGGACAGGAGCGAAUCCAUCCCGGGAGACGGAGAGCGAUUUAACCCGGGACUCAUAGGACGACCCGUCACCGGACACACAGAGCGAUUUAUCCCGAAGCAGGAGCGAAUCUAUCCCGGGAGACGGAGAGCGGUUUAUUCCGGGACAGGAGAGUCCAUUCAUCCCGGGAGCCAGAGAGCGAUUUAUCCCGGGACAGCAGUGAAUCCAUCCCGGGAGACGGAGAGCGAUUUAUCCCGGGACUCAGAGGACGAUCCGCCUCCGGACACACAGAGCGAUUUAUCCCGAAGCAGGAGCGAAUCUAUCCGGGAGACUCAGGACGUUUCAUCCAGGGACAGAGGAUUAAAUCCAUCCCGGGACACACGGAGGGCGAUUUAUCCCGGGACGGACAAGAGAACCGAGCGGGGGACGGGAAGGCGAAUUGAAAGCAGAGGGGAAGGAAGUGAGGUCUGAACAUGCGGUGCCAGUCGGUAAGGUGGGAGGUAUUAGGGUCUGGGCGCUAGGGUCAGGAGUUGAGGUCGUGGUAGAGGAACUAGGGUCUGGAUGGAGCCCUUGGGUCUAGGAUUGAGAUGAUGGUAUAGAAUUUGAGAUCUGUAUCUUGGGUUUAGCGUUCAGGUUAUGAUCUUGGAGAUUGGGUCUGAAUCUUGGGUCUAGGGUUGAGAUGAUGGUCCACAAUUUGGGAUCUGAAUCUCGAGUUUAGCGUUGAGCUGACCCUCUUUGGAAUCUUGGGUUUGGAGUUGAGGACCUGUUUCCACAUCUAGGAGGAGGGGAGGGGGGACCGUCUCCACAGGUGAUGCCAAGGGCGAAGAUAUUGUCCCUGAGCUUGUGAGUCCCCAUUGACCUUAGGACCAGGAAGGCAUCUUGGAGGAGGUAGUGGUGGUGGGAGUUAUCUUGCCUUGGUACCUCUCCCCAGUGGGCAGGGGUGGUAGGACCCCCCAAACAUGACGUCCCUCCCCGUCUGGAAAGCACAGCUGCUGGAGAGGAAGAGGAAGGAUGAGGAAGAGGGCAAGAGGAAGGAGAAGGAGGAGGUGGAGAGACUGGCCAACAUCCCGGGCUGGAUGAAGGAGGUGAUGGAGCGGAGGAGGAACAGGCUGGGCUCCCGUCCCUGGCACUCGGAGGGGCACCAGGCCGGCGGGGGGAGGUGCGAGCCUCGGAGGGCGGACAACCUGGAGCCUGAGGGGGCAGUGGUCCGGGAGACCAUUGGCCCCGUCAAACGCAACCCCUUUGUGCGUCAGGAGAAGCAGAGGAGGGGCCCCGGGUCGGGGGAGGGUCAGAGGUCACGGCCGGAGGUCAGCGAAAGCAUGGGGGUGAGGACCAUCCGGGCUGAGGGGGUCACCAUCCGGGAGGGUCUGGAAAUCCGUCGCCCGCCUCCAGCUGGACCCUCGAGGCAGCCCACCCCAGAGGCGGCUCUGACCAGGAGCGUUGAGGACCUCAGUUCCUGGGGGAUGGGGGAGGACGAGAGAGAUGGCAAAGGGGAAGAGGAAGGGGAGGUCAGGAGGGGAAGGGUCAGGCGGCUCCUCAGCCGCUUCGGACAGAGGAGGGGGUUCGUGGCCCGGUCCCACAGCACCGAGAACGUCCCCCGCCGACCCCCCUCCCGUCCCAAGGUCCCGGGCAGCACCCCCCGGCCCCCUUCCCCUCCCCGGGCGGGCAACGAAGGUGGGACCCUCCUCCUGCUGGGAAAUAACAGGGCACCUGCCCAUGCCCGCCCACCUCUGCCCAGAGACCCCGAGAUUCCCCGGCCCCUCUCCCCGCCCAGGGUGGGUAAGAAAGGUGGGGCACUCCCCAUACUGGAAGAUCCCAGGGCGCCCAUCCGUGCCAACCCUCCUUUGCCCAGAGACCCCGAAACACCCCUGCCGCCCUCUUCACCCCAGGUGGGCAGCGAAGGUCAGACACACCCUGCAUUAGAAGAUACCAGGGUGCCCGUCCGUGCCAACCCACCUCUGCCCAGGGACCCCAAAACGCUGCGGCCCCUCUCCCCACCCUGGGUGGGCCACGAAAAUGGGCUGCUCCCCACACUGGGAGAUACCAGGGUGCCCGUCCGUACCCACCCUCCUUUGCCAAGAGACGUUGAAACUCCCCUGGGUAACGACGGUGAGACGCUCCCCACACUGGAAGACACCAGGGUGCCCGUCCUUGCCAACCCUUCUUUGCCCAGAGAGCCUGAGACUGCCCGGCCCCUCUCCCCACCCCAGGUGGGUAACAAAGGCAGGACCCUCUCCCCACUGGGAGACGCCAGGGUGCCCGCCCAAGCCCACCCCCUUUUGCCCAGAGAUCAGGAGGCUCCCCGGGCCAUCCCGCCACCCUGGGUGGACAACGAAGGCGGGGCUAUUCCCAAACUGGGAGAUCCCAACGUGCCCGCCCUUGCCAACCCUCCUCUGCCCAGAGACGGCAAAACUCCCCUGCUGCCCUCCUCACCCUGGGUGGGUAACGAAGAUGAGACACUCCCCACACUGGAAGAUACCAGGGUGCCCGUCCUUGCCAAUCCUCCUUUGCCCAGAGAGCCUGAGACUGGCCGACCCCUCUCCCCACCCCAGGUGGGUAACGAAGGUGGGACUCUUCCCAAACUGGGAGAUCCCAGGGUACCCAUCCUUGCCAACCCUCCUUUGCCCAGAGAUCAGGAGGCUCCUCGGCCCCUCUCCCCACCUCAGGUGGGUAACGAAGGCAGGACCCUCUCCCCACUGGGAGAUGCCAGGGUGCCCGCCCUUUUGGCCAGGACCAUCUCGCCACCCUGGGUAGACAACGAAGGCGGGAAUCUACCCAAACUGGGAGAUGUCAAGGUGCCCGCCCAUGCCCAUGCCCACCCUGCUUUGCCCAGAGACCCCGAGGCUGCCCGGCCCCUCUCCCCACCUCAGGUGGGUCACGAAGGCGGGACGCUACCCAAACUGGGAGCUGCCAAGGCGCCUGCCCAUGCCCACCUUCCUUUGCCCAGAGACCAGGAGACUCCCCGUGCCCUCUCCCCCUCCCCACCCCAGGACGGGGGUCCCAGGAGGUGGCCCCGGGCAAUGGCUGGGGAGGGCGAGCAGGGGGCGAGGGCUGAAGGGCCAGGGUGCGAGCACGGAUCUCUCCCCGGGCCCGGCAGCCUCUGGCGACCGCAGGCUGAGGGCGACGCCUCCGCUUCUCCUUCCCCUUCCCCUUCCGAGCCGCCGCCCCCUCCUUGCAGCCGGGCUCCCCUCGCCGCUCCUCACGCUGCCGGCCAUGAGCCCCGGGACCGGGAGAGGGAGAGAGCCGGGGGUGAGGAGUUAGACCCCUCCAGGGGUCUGGACCCUAGCAUGAACAGGCUCCACCGCGGGGCCGCGUCGCCCCCACAACGCAAGGCGGGCAGGACCAUCACCAUCAACCCUCGCAGGGCGGCGGAGAACGGGCUGGCAGCCGCCCCUCUGCUGACCCAGCCUCCGCCCACCACCACCGCCGCCGCCGCCGCCAUCACCCCCGGCAAGAAGAGGUACCCAACGGCCGAGCAGAUCCUGGUGAUCGGGGGAUACCUGAGCCUGAGGAGAUCGUGUCUGGUGAAGACCGGGAGCAGCCGGAGGAAGCUGAACAUCUCCUUCAACGACGGUGAGCUGGAGUCGACGUUUGAGUACCCGUCGGAGCUGGCGCUGUUGGCCGAGUUUGGGGCGGAGGAGGAGGAGGUGUCGUCGCCACAGGCCCGCGAGCCCGAGGAGGAGGAGGAGGAGGAGGAGGCACCGAUCCCUCGCCUGGAGGUGCCCGGCUCGCCCUUGGUGGGCAGGGCCAUCCGCAGGAAGCCACUUCUCGUAGACGAGAAUUGCAGGUGAUGUCCGCACCGAUCUCCGCUUUAGUCCUGCCUGCUGCCAGGGGGACCACUUACCUCAAGGGGACAGAUGUUGGGAGGGGGAGCGCGUGGACUUUCCUCCCCCUUCGCCUUUGCUGCUGCUGGGGACGACUCUUCGAGCCCACGCUCUCAAGAAAGGUUCUUAACCACGGGACGACUUUUCAAGACGGAACAACUCGUCCAAGCCCAAGUGAAACUCGCGUCCACAGCAAGAGCGACAACCCUUUCCCUCGGACGAUCGAGGGACCGCCGUGCCAUGCGUUUCCC